CCGUUUUUGUUUUUCGGAUCAAGGCACUGACCUCCGUACAACGCUUCGGGUAGUCUUCGCACUACACUCAUUCUAGGAAGAAUUUAAUAUGGCAACUGUCGAGCAUGAGGCACCGGUGUUGGUGGUCGGUGCUGGGCCGGCUGGUCUGAUUGCCGCUUUGCAAUUGGCGUCAAAUGGCACCCGAUGCAUGUUGGUCGAGCGUAACUUCGACACGACUAAAUGGCCAAAGAUGGACAUUACGAACUGCAGGAGUAUGGAGAUCUUGAAACGUCUCGGUAUAGACCAAGGGCUUCGCGACGUUGGUGUUCCUCAGGAUUACUCGUUUAAUGUCAAUUUUAGCACUGGCCUGUCUGACAAUGGCAAGAUAAUGGGUAAAUGGGAACUUCCAUCGCCGAACAGCUGGCGGGCACGGAUACGCGAGCAAAAUGACGGUUCCAUGCCACGUGAGCCGUAUCAGAGAUGCUCUCAAGCAAUCUUUGAAGCCUGGUUGAAGCCUAAAUUGCAAAUCUCAUCCAGCAUCGAAACCUAUUUCGGUUGGAAAUUCGAAAGCUUGAUCGAAAAGGAGUCCUAUGUCGAAUCCAUCGUGGUCGAUGCUGAAGGGAUCCGGCAUAUCAUUCGGUCCUUAUAUGUCAUAGGAUGCGAUGGUGCAGGGAGCAAAGUCAGAACCGCCAUUGGAAGCAAGUUAGAAGGCGGACCUGUACCUGCCGCGAUGCAUCUCAUCCAUUUCAAGUCAAGAGAUCUGACGCGUUUGCACCAGCAGGGGCAAUUUUGGCAUAUCUUCUUUGCGAGCGGCUCAGUCAUCAUUUCGCAAGACGAGAAGGAUACUUGGACGGUCCACAACCCUGUCCCCUUGGGCACUGAUGUCUCUAAAAUUGACCCUUGCACUGCCAUAUAUACCGCUCUUGGUGGUGAACUCACUCCAUUUGAGAUCAAAGUCGAUGAGGUUUUGGUCACCAGCCUCUGGCGGCCAAACAUUUAUCUAGCGAAUAAUUACACGUCAAGCGGCGGACGGGUAUUUAUCUCUGGAGAUGCGGCGCAUCAGAACAUUCCAACCGGCGGUUAUGGCAUGAACACGGCGGUGGGAGACAGUUUCGACAUUGGCUGGAAAAUUGCAGCAGUUGUACGUGGCCACGGAGGGCCGCAUCUCCUGGAUUCUUAUGAAGCCGAACGACGACCUGUCGCUGCGAGGAAUAUCGAGCGUUCUGGAGUCCACCAAAUGGUACAUCACACCUACCGUCAAUGGUGCCUUGCGGUACCAAAGAUGGCCUCUCUAGAUUCGGACGACGGAGCAGCGUUGAGAGCCAAAAUUUCUGAGCAUGUUGCAGCACACAACGGAGAAAACACGGAUCACGGUAUUGAGUUGGGGUACAGGUACAACAACUCUCCGUCGGUUAUUAGCGAGGAUCCGAAAGCAGAGCCGACAUGGAACUACAAGCACUAUGUCCCCUCGACGUGGCCCGGUGCCCGCGCUCCACAUCUCUUUCUCUCUGACGGCCAGACAAGCAUCUUCGACUUAUUCGGCACCGGAAACGAGUACACCCUGGUCGAUUUCACACCCGAAGCGGCCUAUUUUCAAGCGUUUUCAACCGUUGCAUCUGUGCAGGGCGUGCCACUGAAGUCGGUGCACCUUCCAAAGGAAAGAGCUGCACGAAAGGUAUGGGAAAGAGAUGCAGUCUUAGUCCGACCGGACGACCAUGUUGCCUGGCGAUGCCCAGAGAGCGCCUCAGCGGACACCAUAGACGUGGCGGAGAUCCUUUCCAUCGUCGCUGGAAAAAAGCCGUCCGCAACAUUCAAUAGUGAGCGAGCACAACAAAAUCUUCCGGGCUCCGAGAAUGCAUUCACCGGUACAGUUGGGAUGGAAGCGCAUGAAAAAGUUCAAGACCUUGCUGCAUUCCAGCACUGAUGGUUGGAAUCAUCGAUAUAGCUACCCGGUUAUAGUUUCGUGGCUUUCCAUGCUCUCCGCAUUUACUUCUUCACCCGAUAUUUCUAGGUUUUAGUCAUAUAGAAUACAG
This is a messenger RNA of Eremomyces bilateralis CBS 781.70, 2012 nucleotides long. RefSeq lists its product as uncharacterized. The transcript has 5 exons. The coding region runs from base 89 to 1903 and encodes 604 amino acids. Lineage: Eukaryota; Fungi; Ascomycota; Dothideomycetes; Eremomycetales; Eremomycetaceae. Gene Ontology annotation, molecular function: FAD binding. The record is from RefSeq and is a predicted model, not a curated record.